Molecule: messenger RNA, 1623 nt
Organism: Penicillium taxi
Lineage: Eukaryota; Fungi; Ascomycota; Eurotiomycetes; Eurotiales; Aspergillaceae
Product: putative extracellular lipase
Exons: 2
Coding region: 1-1623 (540 amino acids)
Source: RefSeq, a predicted model, not a curated record
AUGGAUCCCCCUUCUGUUAUACUUCCCCAAGGUCAUGUAGUUGGAACCCACCUGGAGACAACAUCUCCACAUCCCGUGGAAGCUUUCUUAGGGAUCCCAUAUGCCCUCCCACCCACCGGAGACAGGCGAUUCAGACCAGCAGAGAAAGUCCAUCUGUCCAAGGAGACAAUUGAUGCAUCGAAGUUCGGCCCAAUUGCCCCAGGCAAAGUUUUUGUCGUGGAAGGGCCGGCUGCUGAACAGAGUGAAGAUUGCUUGACCGUGAAUGUAUUUCGGCCUACUGGACAUGAACUCAAAGAAAAACUUCCUGUCGCCGUUUAUAUCCACGGCGGGGCUUUCAAUCGCGGAUCAGCUAGAGGUCACAAUACUGCAUCGAUGGUGGCUUGGUCCGAGCUUCCGUUUAUUGGUGUUAGCUUUGGAUACCGUGUCGGAGCCUUGGGAUUCCUGCCUUCGAGCUUGGCGAAGAAGGAGGGAAUUCUCAAUCUUGGCUUACGUGACCAGGUGCACCUUCUUGAAUGGGUUCAAGAAAAUAUCAGCCACUUCGGAGGUAAUCCUGCGAACGUCACUCUAUUUGGGCUAUCUGCUGGAGGUCACUCGAUUGGUCAUCAUCUUCUGAACUAUAGUGAGGACGUCAAGCCUUUGUUCGAUCGCGUUAUACUGGAGUCUGGAUCUCCGACUUCAAGGGCCGUUCGUCCCUACGAUGCGAAGAUUCACGAACAACAGUUCCAAGACUUCCUCAAAGAAGUCAAUUUUCCAUCAGAUCUUCCCGAGUCGGAGAUUUUCCCUUUUCUCCGCUCGUUGCCAAGUUCCACAGUUACCACGGCCCAGACUAAGAUAUUCGACAAAUAUAAUCCUUCCCUCCGGUGGGCUUUCCAGCCAGUGAUUGACGGCGAUAUCAUAUCUCGCGCGCCACUGGAUGCAUGGAAGGCUGGGCACUGGCACAAAGUCCCAAUUGUGACAGGAUUCUGCAGCAACGAGGGAACGAUGUAUGUGGAUAAGAAAAUGUCCAAACCAGAACAAUUCCGCUUAUUCUGGAGUGAACUGCUUCCGGAACUGUCGUCUUCAGACCUAGAUACCAUCGACAGGCUCUAUCCAGACCCUAGAAUCAAUUCAGAUUCUCCCUAUGUCGAGACAAGAGAAGGAUAUGGCCUGGGACCUCAAUUUAAAAGAAUCGAAGCGGCAUAUGCACACUACGCCUACAUUGCACCAGUUAGGCAAUCCGCCCUGUUCGCGUCCCCGGAAGUAAGAGUUUAUCUGUACAACUGGGCUCUUCCUAAAACAGUUGUAGGACGAGCAAACCACGGCGACAACAAGAACUAUGAGACUAUGAAUAAGGAAAUCAUUCAAGUGUCAGAGUCGCAGAAAGAGCUGGCUGAGACUUUGCAUAGUUAUAUAUGCAGCUUCAUUUGUACAGGUGAUCCGAAUACUCUAGCAGGCCGCUAUAGCGAGCGUCCUAAGUGGGGUCAUUAUGUGGCGGAUAAUCCGCACAUUAUGGUAUUUGGUCAAGGGAAUGAGGAGUUGAUUGGCGGUCAUCCAGCUCCUGCGGCCAAAUUUGUGAAAGAUGAGUGGGCAAUAAAGGAGACGGAAUUUUGGUGGUCCAAGACGGAAAUAUCAGAGCUGGGCUGA